Messenger RNA from Sabethes cyaneus, 1060 nucleotides. It is a transcript of the gene SrpRbeta, whose product is annotated as signal recognition particle receptor subunit beta. NCBI's taxonomy places the organism in Eukaryota, Metazoa, Arthropoda, Insecta, Diptera, Culicidae. Gene Ontology annotation, cellular component: Golgi apparatus. The record is from RefSeq and is a predicted model, not a curated record. The transcript is spliced from 4 exons. Gene Ontology annotation, biological process: protein localization to organelle; intracellular protein transport; Golgi to plasma membrane protein transport. Gene Ontology annotation, molecular function: GTP binding. The coding region runs from base 137 to 865 and encodes 242 amino acids.
CAGCUUCGACUUCUUCGAUUGCUGCUUCAGUUGUUAAGAUUCUGGUGCGUUGGGGUUUUUCUUCUAUUUGCACCACUUUCGAGCACCUGUUCCAAGUUUUGCAUUUUUUAGUCUGUAAACCUUUGUUUCCGUUACGAUGGAGAAGAUAAACCGUAAAUCUUCCGCUAGAGCAUCCAUCCAGCUGGACGAAAUGGACUACACCCCGAUAUUGUUGGCAUGUAUUGUGGUCCUGGUUACACUAGCACUGUUGUUUGUUUGGAAAAAGAAACGUUCCGCCCGUACGGAUGUGCUGCUGAUGGGAUUGUGUGAUUCGGGAAAAACGGUUCUAUUUACGAGUUUACUGUUGGACGAAAAGAAAGAAACCUUUACUUCGAUCAAGGAAAAUCUAGGCUACCUGCAGACGUCCCGCGGUGAGCUGCGUCUGGUGGAUGUUCCUGGGCACGAACGGCUGCGGGGAAAAUUCUUCGAUCAGUAUAAAAAUUUGGCCAAAGCGAUCGUGUUCUUUGUCGAUAGUGUUACAGUGCAGAAGGAUGUACGGGAUGUUGCCGAUUUUCUGUACACCAUCUUGGCCGACAAAGCUAUAGCUAAUUUGCCAGUGGUUAUUUUGUGCAACAAGCAAGAUGAAGCAUUGGCCAAGGGAGAUGCAGUGAUUAAAAGCUUGUUGGAGAAGGAAAUUAAUUUGGUGCGUCAAACUCGGACUAGCGAGCUGCAAUCGGUAGAUAAGCACAGCACUGAUGCCGUCUUUCUCGGGCGGUCGGAUCGAGAUUUUGAUUUCAGCCAGCUUUCACAAGAAGUGAAGUUUAUUCCUUGUUCAACGCAGAAAGAUGAGUUGGAUGAUUUGACUGCAUUUUUGGAUACCUUAUAAGGGCUUAGCAUGCAUAGUGUAACGAGUGACACCGUAUUUGUGUACUCUCACCAGGAGAGUAAUGAUUGAAUCGAAGGAUCUUGUUUUUUUUUUUGAAUUUUCAACCAGUGUUCCCCUUCUAUUAUUAUUUUUUAUGGUACCAGCGGUUUUGUAUUUUUUAAUAAAGCGGUAAAAACUAUGCAUUGUUUGGGAAAU